Molecule: messenger RNA, 525 nt
Organism: Mandrillus leucophaeus (drill)
Lineage: Eukaryota; Metazoa; Chordata; Mammalia; Primates; Cercopithecidae
Product: thioredoxin
Exons: 1
Coding region: 73-381 (102 amino acids)
Molecular function (GO): protein-disulfide reductase activity
Source: RefSeq, a predicted model, not a curated record
GAAGCUUGGUCUGGUGCUUUGUAUCCGUUUCUAUCGGUCCUUACAGCCGCUCGUCAGACCCCAGCAGCAAAGAUGGUAAAGCAGAUCGAGAGCAAGGCUGCUUUUCAGGAAGCCCUGAACACCGCAGGUGAUAAACUUGUAGUAGUUGACUUCUCAGCCACGUGGUGUGGGCCUUGCAAAACGAUCAAGCCUUUCUUUCAUUCCCUCUCUGAAAAGUAUUCCAACGUGGUAUUCCUUGAAGUAGAUGUGGAUGACUGUCAGGAUGUUGCUUCAGAGUGUGAAGUCAAAUGCAUGCCAACAUUCCAGUUUUUUAAGAAGGGACAAAAAGUGGGUGAAUUUUCUGGAGCCAAUAAGGAAAAGCUUGAAGCCACCAUUAAUUAAUUAGUCUAAUCAUGUUUUCUGAAAACAUAACCAGCCAUUGGCUAUUUAAAACUUGUAAUUUUUUUAAUUUACAAAAAUAUAAAAUAUGAAGACAUAAACCCAGUUGCCAUCUGUGUGACAAUAAAACAUUAAUUCUAACGCUUU